Molecule: messenger RNA, 9555 nt
Organism: Prionailurus viverrinus (fishing cat)
Lineage: Eukaryota; Metazoa; Chordata; Mammalia; Carnivora; Felidae
Gene: PISD
Product: phosphatidylserine decarboxylase
Exons: 7
Coding region: 7372-8496 (374 amino acids)
Biological process (GO): phosphatidylethanolamine biosynthetic process
Cellular component (GO): mitochondrion
Molecular function (GO): phosphatidylserine decarboxylase activity
Source: RefSeq, a predicted model, not a curated record
AAUAAUGACCUGAGCUGAAAUCAAGAGUUGGAUGCUUAACUGAUUGAACCCCCCAGGCAUACUGCUUUAUUGCAAUAUUUGCUUUAUUGCAGUAUGCUGGAACCAAACCAGCAGUAUCUUUGAGGUAUGCCUGUACUGUUUUACUUCCUACCUAAUAGGUGUUAGGAAAGGUGGAUGUUAAAGUGAGCAGUCAAGUUGGCAGGGAAGUAGAUCCCACUUGUCUGCUCAGGUGUCGUUUACUAACUGCCCAGCUCUAUCCUCAGAGAAUCUUGGGCUCAUUCAAGGUCAAGAGGGCGUCUCAGGGGCCUCAGGGCCCCUAUCUGGGAGGAACUGUGGCGGCCACACCCCCAGGUCACUCAGGCUGUGCUUUGCCUCUUCCCUGCUUGCCUCAGCCCAGGGACAACACUGAGUGGUGUGUGGAAGAGCUGAGGACUGCCUGAAGAAGAUGAGGAACAAGAUAAAGCUGAGCUCUGGGUCUGGAAGGAGUACAGGGUGGCUGACUCAAACCUUUAGGGCCCUGUGUGGAGCUUUCUGCCAGGCUGUUCUGCCACAAAUCACGGUUUCCUUUAUUGUGCUGCAGACCACCCCUGCUCCGUGCCCCCUCCUCCAGGAGCUGCUGGUGGGAUUGCUGAGAAACGCUGGCAAAUGCAAGGGGGUAGGGCUGGGAGAAGGUUUCAGAUGAAGAAAUAGCCUGAGGGCACGUUUGUGAGGCUGCUAACUUGCCCGUGGCUUCUUGCACCAGCCACCAGCCCUGAGACACCAGCCAUCACUGGUCUUCCUCAGGAGGCUUCUGCCAGCCCCCAGGGAAUGAGAAUUAGCAGAAAGCACCUGCCACCCCUGCCCUACUGCUACUUUCAUCCCCUUGUACAGUAGUGCAUGAAAUUCACUAGGCAGGGAACUACAGUGGCAUGAGUGACGUGGGACACCUGUCCACGGGUGCUGGAGGCCAAGAGGCCUGGGGCCUGCAGAGCCUUGCGGUGGCGCUAGGUGGCACUCCCACCCAGGGGAGUACCAACAAGGUAGGAGGACCCAGUGUGGCUGGAAGGGACCUCGUUCAGGGUGGGAACAUAAACUUUUGUUUUUCCCAGAAAUCAUUUGUUAACCAUUAUCUGGAAUCUAGAAGGCAUUUCCUUACUGAAACAUACGUGGUGGAAGUCAGGUUAGAAGGCUAAUCUCAGGACAGACCUGUGGGCUGGUUUAUGAGUUUUCUAAACACCAGUCUUCCUGAGAGGCUUAAAAUGAUUACAAAGGAACCCUGGUAGACCUGGAGUGUCCCUGUUGUUCAUUUUACUGGGAGAGCAUUGGUGUUUCAGAGGCUGCUCAGCAAAUGAGAACCUGGGCUUUUGUUUUCCUCCCCUAAGUGUAACUUGGACAAGGCCUGGUCUGGAAGUACUAGAGGCUUUGGGGAAGUCAGAAUGGUCCUCCAGGAUCUUUCUGGUUCUGGAAUUUAGUGUUGCCAGGAUUCUGUUAUCUUCCUGUGCUUUCACUACUUUUUAUCCCAUUUCACGGUGUGUUUGCUUAGAGCUCUGGGGUGAGAAGGGGUCUUAAGUCUCACUGAGGCUCAGAGAAUGCUGUGGGCCUAGGCUGGGAGACUGCAAGGUGCAGCCCCUGUGCUGGAACCUGAGCCCUAGAGGGCUGGAACUCUACAUAGUGCACCCCUGCUGCCCUAUUCCUGCUGUGCAUUGAAAGUAUCCAGCAUUAUGGAAGUCCACAAGGAGGGACCCUGCCCGUCUUCUGCCCCUAUCCCCGCUGUGGCAUCCCAGGUCUGUAGCUUGUCACAGAGCACUUGCAGAGUGGAUCCAGAUGAAAACAGGUGUUUGGGGCUUUGUAUGCCACCAUGUCCUGCUCCAGGCUGCCUGGGCUCAGCUGCCCAUCUCUUCGAAAGCCUAAAGGCUCUUUCUUCCUGUUCCAAAUGUUGCUUUAGAAAUCAAAUUCUCAGGGCGCCUGGGUGGCUUAUUCGGUUGAGUGAUUUCAGCUCGGGUACUAUCUCACGGUUUGUGAGUUUGAGCCCCACAUCAGGCUUGCUGCCUUUGGAUCCUCUGUCCCUCUCUUUCUGAUCCUCCCCGACUCAUGCCUGCUCGCUCUCAAAAAUAAAUAGAUAUUAAAAAAAAAAUUAAAUUUUCAGUGAUCAGAAGGAGCUAGGGUUGUACCCUUGUUCAGUGGCCUAGAGCAUGAAGACAGCCUUCUGAGGCAGUCUGACCGCUGAAUUUCACUGUUUGUUUUUUUGGGCUUUUUUGGUGUUCCCCGUUCACUCUAUCUCACCUAGAAAAUGUCUCUUCAUCCUAUGUGGAGCGAGUGCUUUCAGGCAUGGGGUGUAAGGUGCUGACCCCACCCCCCACCCCACCCCACCCCCCGGCUGGGCCCUGCCAUCUACUGGGGUAGAAGGACACUGGAUGAAUCACUUCACAGCCUGGGGCCAGAGGGGAACUUUGCUUUUACUGAGUCUGGUCUCUUUGGGGGUCUAUCCCAGAUUUUGUGUGGCAGGGGAUUUGUAUGGUAGGAGUGUGUCUGCCUGGAGGAGGGGGGGGGGGUGUGGAGGUGGGGGCAUCCUGUGCCUUCCAGGUGGGGUGUGGGAAAGAGCCAAGGACUUAGAUGCCUUUUCGAGGGCUAGAAAAGGUAGCUGGAGGUGGCUUUCUGUUCAGUCCCAGGAAGCUGGCCCUGGGUGAGGUCAGCCACACGUUGAAGCCUGGGACUGCCCAGUUUGGAGUGAGGAAGAAGAAUGGCCCCCAGGCCCCGGAGGUGUCGCCGGGAAAUCCCGUGACCGGGCGGGGCUGGUUCCCUGGCCGCAGCCCCUCCUCUUAAAGGGGCCCUGGGCCCGGUGGCUGGGUCUGGCCCGAGGGCGGAGCGUGACUGCUUCUGGUAUCCGCCCUCCAUCCCUGCCCUGGGUGGUCUGAGUGGCCAGAGCCGAGCCCCCGCCUGCCUGCCGGGGCUUCCUCUCCGAGUGGCGCCUCCUUGGGCGUCGGCGCCUGACACCCAGCGAGACCGGACUACCUGCUGGUGAGUGAGUGGAGCCCGUAGCGGGGCCGCCCUGGGUGCCGGUCGCCCCUUGGAGCUGCGGGGCCCUGGGCUGGAGAGCCCACCCCACAGUCUUCAUCCCUUCACGGGCUUCUCCUGCCCACAUGGUGGGUCACGGGCUGUCCUGGAUGAGCUCACUUCCGCCAGGCCGGGCAGCAUCUCCUGGCCCUCAGCCGGCUGGGAAAGGGAAAAUGCUGGGGCUCCAGGUCCCCUCUUGCUCCGAAAGAUUUCCUCAGUGACUGGCGCCAGUUAGGGAAGAAAGCUGCCCUGUUCUCAGUGGGACCUGUAGGUGUCCCCAGGGUCUCACCUGAGGGGCAGAGACGGGGGUGACAAGCUGCCCUUCACAGAGCCCUAUCCCCAAAGGAAGGUUCUUUUCCUUUCUGGGAUUCUUAAAUUUCUUAGAAGUCCCGUGCUGUGGGGAGGACUGUCCCCACCUCCAACCACCCUUCCCUGGCUGCUGGCUUGAAAGAAGUAUCUCUGGGUCCUUCUCUUUCCUUCCUCUUCUCUUGCCCAAGGCUUCCCCAAGAUGGCUCACCCGUUUCACCUGGGGAGAAUCCAUUUUCCCUGUUCUCUGUUUUUGAAGUUUUGUCUGCUUCUAGUCCUGGAACACAGGGAGGAAGGGUUGGUGGUCCCACCUGGACACAGCUGUUUGUGUCAUGCUUCAGGUGAGCUGGGUGGGGGGCUGGGGGUGUCGGGUAGUGGCCCUGCCUUCCAAGGUGGAAGCGGGCCCAGAAAGUCAAGCAGAUGAACACAGAAUUUGGGGAAACGGGGACACUGAGGCUUUCUGCUGCGGCUUCAGGGGGAGUGACCCUGGCACCCAGUGAGAGUUCCGCUCAGGGAGCAAGAACAAAUUUCUUAGGUUGUCUCUGGCAGGUUGUGUGCCUGGCUGCAAGGCCCUUGGUGCUCAGGGAGAGCUUGUUGGGGGGCGGGGGACAGACAGUCUGACUCCGUCCCUGUCUUCCUGACCUUGUCCAGACUCAAACCUGAAUCCAUCAAAGUCCAAGGGAACCUGUAGUAACUGGUAACUGGCCUGGGUUCGUCCAUCUGACUUCAGUUGGAACGUUCCAUUCCACUGAGGGGGUUAUUGUUGCCUUCAUUACAGGUUGUGAGGGGACAUGGCAGCACUGGUCGGGUGUGAAUACCCAGAAUAGCACGUCCAGACAAAGGUGACCCCCUACCUGGUCCUGUUGGGCCGUCAAAUCUUCUCAUAGGGGCAGCAAGUGUCUGUGUGAUUUGGGCUCUUUCAGAACUACUGACUCCACCCUGUCCCUGCUCUCUUGCCAGUGGGAGCAUACCUCAGUGCUCUCAGAGUUUGGGUUUGGAAACGGAGGUGGGGUGUUGGGAGUCAGGUCUAGGGGAUGAGACGACACCAGGUCUCGGGUGAAAGUGAGGCAUGGUGUUUCUGAGCAGAGCAGAGUUCUGGGCCAGUGUUGCUACUAUGAUCUGAGCCUCGAGGGGGUGAGCAGGAGGAGUGACCCUUCCCAUUUCCAGAUAGCCAAACUGAUAGCCACAGAGCACCUGUGACUUGCAAGGCCUCUCCCAGCUCUCAGGGUAGGGCAGCCAGGAUUGCAGUAACUGGAUUGUCCCCCUCCCCCACCAAAGCCUAGCUUCUGAGUUCCCCUGUUCAGUAUGGCUGGUCCUUAGGCCUUGUGAUAACUUUAAACUCCUACUGGUCACAGCUCACAACUCUUCUCCACAGAGUGUCCUUGAGAUGGAGGAGAGAGGGAAUGUAACUGUACUUCCCUUGCUUCAGGGAGUCCUGCUUUUGGGUUCCUCAUCUGGGCCUGGCUCCAAGGAGCCAGAGAGUAAGAAAAUUUUGGCUUGGGCUCCAAGGGUCAUCGCAGGAAUGGAGGGCAAGUGGGGCACCAUAAUGGGGAGGCCAGGAGCACUGUUGGCCUAGGAAGUGGCUCUGCCUUUGGGAAGCAGGAAGGAAUGAGCCUUAGGGGAGCCCCUUUCCUCCAUCCUGCAGCUUUGAGCUAGACAGAGGGUGCCAAGCCUGUUUUCUGGGGACAGGUGAAUUCAUGUCUGCUCCCUGGGGACCUUUUGGGGCCCAUGCAUGGUGAUUUGGAAGAAACUUGACAGUCUGGUCCCUGACCCAUUUCGGAAGAGGAGGUAGAGUGGUGGUGGAGGUAGGACUGAGGGCUCAGGUCAUCCUCCUGGCCCUGUGGGGGCAGUUUCUUAGAGUCUAGGAUAGCAGCAACUUGAACUGGGCCCCCUUGAGCACCCUGCACUGCAGGAGGAAGGGUGAAGGCCCAGUUUACUGUGGUGGGCCGUGAGGCCUGGCCAAGUCCCUGCACUGGGGGCCCUGGGGUAAAUGAAAUGGCAGAGGCAUACACAGGAAUCUGUUUUUGAGGACCUGAGGUUUUGGGUCUAGCUAGGUUUGUCUGUGGGCUCCAGCAUGUGCCUUUCUGGCAGCAUGCUGCAGUGGUCACUGCCCCAUCUGGUAACAUAGUGGGGGAAAUAGGCAGGUUGAGACUGGGGUCCCCAUCCUCUUCCACAAGGCCUCACUGGCCUCACCGGAAAUCCUGUGCACUCAGUCUGAGCUUUCUCGAGUGGGGGCAAGAGCCUUGUCCUAGAAGUCAAGCACUUCAAGCACUGUGCCUAGUCCUGACUGCCUGUCACCCCUUUGGGCCUGGGGAGCUGACAGGAGGCCAUUGUGGGGCCCCAUUGCCUGGUGGGCCAUGGAGGGGUGGGGUGUGUGCUCAGUACAUGGGUGAUAUAGUUGAAGUGACCUGUCACAGAUGGGAAAGUUAGGAGGCUCAGCAUGGGUGAGGGAUAGACACAGUGGUGUCCAUGGGUCCCGGGGCCUGGCCCUUAGGUCAGAGGAGGCUCCUGUGCGUAUCCGCUUCUGGCUGAGACCAGGUGCCCACCCAUAGUGAGCUGUCCUGCCACUCAGGUGAGUGGCCUGGGGAUGAUCUCUGCUGGAGGGGUCUGGGUCUGGGGUGGCCAGGCCUUGCCACUUCCUUGGUCAGGGCUGGAAAUCCAUGCUUACUUUCGGAUGUUACUCAACCUGUGCUGGCUCCCACUGCACACUACACUCCGAGGGAUUUGACUCGCCAGGGACUGGCAUUUUCACCUCUGGCUGAGGUGCCUUUGCCAGGGCAUCAGACAUUCACCCUUGUGUGGGUGGAGCCGGGUCUGAGUGGGGCCUCUUGUUCUGUUGUGAGUCAGUUGGCUGUGCGGGGGUCACCAUUUGGCCUGGGACUGCGCUGGAGCAGGCAGGUGGCCCAGCUUGGGGACAGAGUGGGUGGAGGGCAGGGGCCUGUGUCCGAGGCCUCAGGCCCCCACUGCUUCCCAAGCAGGUGUGACCAGUGCCUGUCUUCACGAUAGCCCCAACCUCUAAGCUGCGCCCAGUGAGCCACAGGACCCAACUGAGCUGCGAAGCGGCCCACCAGCCACCAGCUGACCUCUGCUGGGUCAGCUUUCUGCCUUGGGAGCUUCUCUCAGGGCCUGCAUCUCUGCGUCUAAAGAUGGUGGCAAGUGCCUGUCCUCUGUAGCCUGCAGUUGGGAUUGGAGGCCAGGCUGGUUGGGUCCUUGACUAUCCCUGGGCUCAGACAGCAACGACUGUGGAAUGUUUGCUCUCCUUUCCUAUUAUCUGUGAGGGCCUGUGGGCGUGUCCUCCCAGAUCACCAGGCAGGGCCAGAGUGCUGUCCACAGCAAAGAUCGGAGUGAGGGGCUGGUUUGGGCGUCAGUCCUGGUUGGUUUUCCCUCAGAUCACGUCAUGAGUGUGCUAAUCUGCUGAGGAGGCCUUGGGGGGGGUCUGUGCCGGGAUGGGAGGCUCUGACGCCUGGCUGUGGGGGGCUGGUGAGAGAGCUGGAGCAGGUCAGGUUUCUAGCGUCUGACCCCCACCCACCGUGUCUCUCUUGUCUUCCCGCUCCCUCAUUCCUCAGAUGCUGUUUUGUCACCUGAAUGGAAAAUGGGUCAGGUCCUGGUGAGGGAGGGGCCGCUCGAGCUGCAGACAGGCCGACGCUGGGUGCCCGCCUGGAGCACAGGGCUCAGAUUCCAAGCUUGUGCUUCUUGCUCCCACAGGCGCCUGGUCCCUUCUCUGGCAUUAGCUCGCCGCGCUGGAGGGGGCAGGUGGCCCAGCCUGGGGACAGAGUGGGUGGAGGGCAGGGGCUUGUGUCCGAGGCCUCAGGCCCCCACUGCUUCCCAAGCAGGUGUGACCAGUGCCUGUCUUCACGAUAGCCCCAACCUCUAAGCUGCGCCCAGUGAACCACAGGACCCAACUGAGCUGGGAAGCGGCCCACCAGCCACGAGGCAGCCAGCCCGAGGAGUGGUGACAGCGCAGGAGCUCCUGGCUGGGGGGAAGGGAGGAAGGAGGAGAAACAAAGGCGAGUGUGCCUGGCGCCGCCCACCAUGUGUCAGUCAGAGGCUCGGCGAGGACCGGAGCUCCGAGCAGCGAAAUGGUUGCACUUCCCCCAGCUGGCACUGAGGCGGAGGCUGGGACAGUUGAGCUGUAUGUCCAGACCUGCCCUGAAACUGCGCUCCUGGCCCCUGACGGUCCUCUACUACCUCCUGCCCUUCGGUGCCCUCAGACCGCUCAGCCGGGUGGGAUGGAGGCCCGUGAGCAGGGUGGCCCUGUACAAGUCAGUGCCAACGCGCCUGCUGUCGCGGGCCUGGGGCCGCCUCAACCAGGUCGAGCUGCCGCACUGGCUGCGCAGGCCUGUGUACAGCCUGUAUAUCUGGACCUUCGGGGUAAACAUGAAGGAGGCCGCCGUGGAGGACCUGCACCACUACCGCAACCUCAGCGAGUUCUUCCGGCGCAAGCUGAAGCCGCAGGCCCGGCCCGUGUGUGGCCUGCACAGCGUGAUCAGCCCAUCAGAUGGGAAGAUCCUGAACUUUGGGCAGGUGAAGAACUGCGAAGUGGAGCAGGUGAAGGGGGUCACCUACUCGCUGGAGUCGUUCCUGGGUCCACGCAUCUCCACAGAGGACCUGCCCUUCCCUCCAGCUACCCCCUGCGGCUCCUUCAGGAACCAGCUGGUCACUCGAGAAGGCAAUGAGCUCUACCACUGUGUCAUCUACCUGGCCCCCGGGGACUACCACUGCUUCCAUUCUCCCACUGACUGGACCGUUUCCCACCGGCGCCACUUCCCAGGCUCCCUGAUGUCCGUGAACCCCGGCAUGGCCCGCUGGAUCAAAGAGCUCUUUUGCCACAAUGAACGGGUGGUCCUCACUGGGGACUGGAAACACGGCUUCUUCUCGCUGACGGCCGUGGGGGCCACCAAUGUGGGCUCUAUACGCAUCUACUUUGACCGGGACCUGCACACAAAUAGCCCGCGCUAUAGCAAGGGUUCCUACAAUGACUUCAGCUUCGUGACACAUGCCAACAAGGAGGGCAUCCCCAUGCGCAAGGGAGAGCACCUGGGCGAGUUCAACCUGGGCUCUACCAUCGUGCUCAUCUUCGAGGCCCCCAAGGACUUCAACUUUAAGCUGAAAGCUGGACAGAAGAUUCGGUUUGGGGAGGCUCUGGGCUCCCUCUAGAGCCUCUCUCCUGGUGGUGGCUACUGUGGGAGCUUUUUCAAACAAACAGGAGGGUCUUUUAGAGGGGAGCCUCUGGGCUGGUCAGGGAGGGGUCUCAGGGCUGUGGAGUCUGACCAGGCAGGACCUGGGUGACUAGUUUCUGCUGUCCCAGAGAUGUAGAUGAGGUCAGAGCCCCUGUUGACCCUGAACCUAUGUGGUCCCCUCUUCCCACUCUAAAGAGAAAGAACAUGUAGGCCAAGAUGAUCUCAAAUUCCCUUUUGGAGAUUUUUUUAAUCUGUAUAAACUGGAGACCCUAUGUCUCCUGGCUGGGUGUUCAGUUGGUCUUGGUUUCUGUUGUAAGACAGAAGUGGUUAUGUAUCCCCAGCACUGCUUUUUGGCCUCCCCUUCUGCCUUUCCUGCACUGACUGGGCUGUGCUGCCCCCAGAGCAGGGCCAUGUGGCCUUUAACACAACUGCUUUCUGUUCCCAAUUCAUCCCACCCUGCUUGUUCGGGAAAAGCUGUCUCUCUGCACUUGUGGCUGAAUGCAUCAUCCUGGACUCUGCCAGCGUCUUCUGAGGGGGUCUAAUGGCAUGGCGCUUAGCAGGUCCCAUUGAGUGACCUUUCGGAGCUGGCAAGUCCUCUUUCCAGUAAGCAAGACCAGUUACUGAAUCCCCUGAACGGUGUCCAAAGUGAAUGGACAGGCAGGCAGGGGUGACCUAUGGGGGCCAGGGGAGAGCUUGUCCCCUACUCAUAUCCAGACCCACAUAAAACAUGGUAAGUCGCUGCUGUUGAUUCAGGGGCUUGUGUUGGAAGCAGAGGAGGAGCCUUGGUGUAUUGGGAGGGGGCGGGUCUGUGCCUACCACACCUGUCCCCAGGUAACAGGUACACAAUCCUUAGGGAGCCACCGACAGUGGGACCAGGGUUCAGGUUUCCUGGGGACGCUGUGAAUUUCUCCUGCAGGAGAAGCCAUUUGAACUCUUUCAACUGUAUCAGUAGCACAGUAUUUUUGUAUGAAAAGUGGGAGACUUCUGAACAGUAAUUCAUUUAAUUGCAACAUUUUGAAAUAAAAAAUAAAACUCA